Messenger RNA from Hyposmocoma kahamanoa, 1652 nucleotides. RefSeq names its product 23 kDa integral membrane protein-like. The coding region runs from base 235 to 1032 and encodes 265 amino acids. Lineage: Eukaryota; Metazoa; Arthropoda; Insecta; Lepidoptera; Cosmopterigidae. Gene Ontology annotation, cellular component: membrane. The transcript has 5 exons. The record is from RefSeq and is a predicted model, not a curated record. Gene Ontology annotation, biological process: protein localization to plasma membrane; protein maturation.
GCUUCAAUCAUUUUAUUUUUUACAAAUUACCGCGCUAAGACGUCUUCGGUCCGCCUAAAUGUCGAUGUUUAAUUCCGGGCUGUGACUUCGUUUCGUUCACCGCUGCAUCAUUCGCACGACUCACGGGUUGCCGUGCGCGCGACGUACACAAACAUUCUCUGAAGUGGAACAACCGGGCCUUUGUUUUGGGGCAGGUUUCAUACAAAAUCCGAUAUGUGAACAUAAUAAUCUACAAUGGCGCUCUCAACGAAUUGCUGGAAGUAUCUUGUGCUAACCUUUAACGUACUAUUCGCAAUGUCAGCAGUAGUACUGUUUGGAGCUAGCGGGUACUUCCUAUACAAGCUGUUCGUGUACCGCCAUUUCGUGGGUGCUGGAGUGCAAUAUCCGGCUGUCCUGUUGUUGAUGAUGGCUAUUAUUACAUGUUCCGUGGCCUGGAUCGGAUGGCGGACGACCAAGGCGAUGCACCAGUUCCACGUGAUAGUGGCGGGCAUUCUAAUUGCAUUGGUGGUAGUAACGGAGUUUGCCUGCUUUGUAUGGGCGAUGGUUGUAUGGGACAACAUUGAAGUCGACAUAAAACCCACAAUGACUGAUUACUUCGCUGCCACCGUUGCUAAAAAGGAUCCUAAUUCUGCAGACGCUGUGAGAUGGGACAGGCUACAUGUCAAGUUUGAAUGCUGUGGAGUGUCCGGGCCGAACGACUACAGCGUAGUCGGUCACGUGCCGUUCUCCUGUUGCGGCCAGGGCCCCCUGGAGUCCCUACUGAAGCCGUACGUGGCGGACUGUUCAACCCUGUAUCAACGUGGCUGCGCGAAACAGCUGCAUGCUUACGCCAGGGAACAUUUGUUAAUGAUAGCUUUGACUGCGCUUGCUGCCUCGUUGCUUCAGAGCUCGGGAAUUUUCUGCACAUUCUUCCUAGUGCAUGCAAUCAAGGAAAAACGCCGAGCGAGCAUUAGGACCUUGUCUAAUCGGGAAGCAGCUCCAGAUGAUUCGUUGCUAUCAGCGGCGUCCGCGCCUGGCUUGCCUAAGUAUUAAUUAAUAUAAAUGGCGGAUUCUGUGAGACUCGUUUUCCAACAGGAGAUCGCUCAGAUUUCUUUUUAAUAAAAUUUCAAACUAAAUUCUUUUGAAGAAAAUGUUAUACAAUUUAAGGCGUGUAGGUUGCCAAAUAGAGAAUACAUCUCGUGACCGGCGCAUGGCGUAGCGAUGGGGCGAGUUGUAUUUUUUUCAACCGAGUUAACUCGAGUUGACGUAAUUGCUGACUCGAGUUGCAACUCAAGUUGACUCGACUUAGUGUCUGACAUAGCAAUGACGAGUCGCAAGUAGCGAGAGUGAUGCGGCGUAUAUUCAUAUGAACUCGAACCGACGAUGCACUGAGUUGAGCACGAACGGCCGGCCGAUCGUGACUCGAGCGUGCUCUGAGGGUCGCCGAAGUGACCGAGUCAGAACGACUAGCCGAUGCGCUGUAUGAAUGAAGUAUUCGACUCGGCGCGAGACGAGUACCGAGCCGAUCUAGCUCGAGUUCAUAAAAACGUAGCUCGAAUUGACUUGUUGUGGGAGUAACUCGAGUUAAAUAACUCGACUCGCCCAUCGCUAGACUAGAUGGCGUAGCUACUUAACGAAAGAAAGAAAAAAAUAGUUUCUUAAAGUCUUAGUUU